AUGGCGGACGGAUCGAGAGACGCCUGGUGGAAGGACGCCAUCUGCUACCAGAUCUAUCCCGCGUCUUUCAUGGAUUCGAACGGAGACGGUCUUGGAGACAUCCCUGGGAUUCUGAGCAAGAUUGACUACUUGAAAGACCUUGGCAUCGAUGUCGUCUGGGUCUCGCCCAUCAAGGUCGACAUGGGGUACGACAUCUCAGAUUAUGAGAAGGUCUACCCGCCCUACGGCACGGUCAAGGACAUGGAGGAUCUCAUAGAAGCUUGCCACCAGAGAGGCAUGAAAAUAAUCCUGGACCUCGUCAUCAACCACACGUCAGACCAGCAUGCCUGGUUCAAGGAAUCGAGGUCUUCAAAAGACAACCCGAAGCGGGACUGGUACAUCUGGCGGCCUCCGCGGUAUGCCGAGGACGGCACACGCUUGCCGCCCACCAACUGGAGAAGCUACUUCUCCGGAUCGACAUGGGAGUUUGACGAGCACACGGGUGAGUACUACCUCCACCUGUUCGCCAAGGAGCAGCCCGACUUGAAUUGGGAGAACGAGGAAACGCGAAACGCAAUCUAUGACAGCGCCAUGCGUUUCUGGCUUGACAAGGGCGUGGAUGGCUUUCGCGUGGACUGCGUGAAUAUGUACUCUAAAGGGGUCGAGUUCAAGGACGCUCCUAUCGUUGACCCCCGGUUCUACGAACAGCCGGCAUGGCUGUACUACGCCAACGGUCCGAGAAUCCACGAAUUCCUGCGGGAGAUGAAUGAGAAGGUUCUCAACCACUACGGCGCCGUGACCGUCGGCGAGCUCCCGCACACGCCUGACCCGAACAAGGUGCUCCAGUACGUCAGAGCGAGCGAGAAGCAGCUGAGCAUGGUAUUCCAGUUCGACAUCGUCGACAUCGGCCAGGGCCGCGAGCACAAAUACCACUUUCAGGAGUGGAAACUGCCGCUGCUCAAGGGUAUUGUGGCCAAGUGGCAGCAGUUCAUCGAAGGCACCGACGGGUGGACCACCGUCUUCUGCGAGAAUCACGACCAAGGACGCUCCGUCUCGCGCUACACGUCCGACGCGCCGGGCGACCGGGCGCGCUGCGCCAAGCUGCUCAGCCUGAUGCUGUGCGCGCUGACCGGCACGCUGUUCCUGUACCAGGGCCAGGAGAUCGGCAUGGUCAACGUGCCGCGCGCGUGGCCGAUCGAGUACUACCGCGACAUCGAGUCGGUCAACUUCUACCGCGCCAUGGCGGCCCGCACGCGCGGCGACCCGGCCGAGCUCGACUACGUCAUGCGCAGCCUGCAGAUCCUCGGCCGGGACAACGCCCGGCUGCCGAUGCAGUGGAGCGCCGCGGCGCAUGCCGGGUUUACCGAGUGCGAGGCCGGGCCGUGGAUGAGGGUGCAUGAUCUGUAUCGCGAGAUCAACGUCGAGAGGCAGGUCAGCGAGGGGGAGGGGUCCGUCUUGGGGUUCUGGAAGAGAAUGAUUCGGUUCAGAAAGGAGCAUGCGGACGUGCUGGUGCACGGCGCGUUUGAGGCGUUUGCGAUGGAGGAUGAGAGCACGUUUGUAUUUGGGAAGAGGGCAGGCGGGAAGCGAGCGGCUGUAGUGCUCAACUUCACCGGUGAUGAACAGGCGGUUGCGCUACCGGAGUAUGGGGGCUUGGAGUUUAAGGUUGGGAACUAUGAUGACGCGGCGGAACUGGAGCGGAGAGCCGAAGAGAGAGGCGGAACAAGGACGUUGAGGCCCUGGGAGGGGAGGCUCUAUUUGGCGUCGUGCUAG
Thermothielavioides terrestris NRRL 8126 is the source of this 1749-nucleotide messenger RNA. RefSeq names its product glycoside hydrolase family 13 protein. Gene Ontology annotation, biological process: oligosaccharide catabolic process. The transcript is spliced from 6 exons. The record is from RefSeq and is a predicted model, not a curated record. The coding region runs from base 1 to 1749 and encodes 582 amino acids. NCBI's taxonomy places the organism in Eukaryota, Fungi, Ascomycota, Sordariomycetes, Sordariales, Chaetomiaceae. Gene Ontology annotation, molecular function: alpha-amylase activity.